AUUGAAUAUAUGCCAUUCGUAGUUAAAUACUGACGAGAUCUUUUUCACGGAGAAAUUUUGAUUACUUGAGCAGUGUUGCUGUUGUGGUCUGACCGGAUUUGCGUACUAAGGCAUCGUCAAGUUAAAUCCUGGCAACAGCUUUCUUCACGGAGAAACUUUGGUGGUGGUUGUACAAAUCACUUGAACAGUUUUGCUGUUGUGUUCUGACCGGCCCUGGCCUAUUAAGGCACCGUAAAGCUUGACGACCUGUUUGUGCAACGUUUCGUUAAAUCUUACUGCCUUUGGAGCAUGGAGGACGAGCUGCAAAAUGAGCUGGAUGAGCCAAAACCAACGUUCAUUCCAAGUAAUCUGUAUCGGCUAAUUUACAAAGCUCACGAUUCUUAUGAUAUAGCGUCGGAACAAUUGGUAUUUGACGAGGAGCAGCUUUACAGGCUGUGCAAAGAUCAUACCAAAACAUCCGUGCAGACUUGUUCAAGAACCAACAGAAAGAGAAUUCGCUUUGAAGAGCUGACGAAUGAGUACACUGUUGUUGGAAUGUGCGGUCAAUGCUUACUUAUCGCAGAGUAUUUACUGCAAAGAAACGAAAUUUCCGACAGUUUUUUAAAAUCUUUACAGAAAGAUGCAAGCAGUCUGCCGUUUGGUUUGUACUUUUGUACUUCAAAGGGCGAAUAUCCUGCUCUCUGCAUUCUUUGGAAUCCCAAUGAUUCCAGUGCGUUUGAGUCAAAAGCGUUAGUAUUGCUUAGAAUAUUGUGUCAACUAACUUCUGCAUUGUGGGUAUUUGACAAUACUAAUAUUGAAACUCUGAGGGGUGUUGCAACGAAAGAUACUGAAGUGAAGCUUUUGACAACAGUGAUGAAACAAGAUGAUUUUGAGGAAUUGGUUGGUAACGCUCCGUUUGUACUGAAGGGUGAGUCUAAAAUCGACAAUAAUGGCUACCAAGUCAUCUCUAACAAUACGAGAUUUUGUCUUCUUUCUGAGACGCUUGGCGUUAGAGUCGAAGACAGGACGGAAUCAAAGCCACUAGUGUCAGACUGCUAUUCAAGAUGUGGCGAUUUUACAGAUAUCGUUAGGCAGUUGGAAAACUAUUUAGUAGAGUUUGAAAACAGUUUUACAACUCUAUUUGCAACAAAUUUGACUCAAGAAAGGCUCAACCUGAGCCCCAACUUGGAAAAAAAAUUGAAAGGAGCUGAAGAGUUGCUGCUUUCUCUGUGUCCAACGGCAGAAUUUAUGUUUAGAAAGCAAGAGGCUCUUUCUCUCUUAACUCAGAGGUUAAGUACAGCCUUGAUAGAUGAACCACCUGACCAAUCGUGCGAUUCCCAAUUAUACUUUUGUAAAACGUGUGAUAGUAUCAGCGCAGAAUCUAAAUGUAGUCCAUGCGAUGAAACGGGUGUUCGGGCUGACGAACGGUUUGUAGAGGAAUGGGAUCGCUUGUCUAAACAGAAGGAUAAAGCCAAGGACAUGAAACCUUCUGAUAGCCUUUUACAAGAUUUGAGCGAAUGCAUUGCGUUUCUGGAACUUUUAGAAACUGCCACGUCCAAAGCUGCUGACAAGCUAAAAGCUAGCACGAUGAAUUCCAAAGAAUUUGGACAAGCAUUUUUUGGCUUCUUAGAAGAACCAAAACCAGCAAGCGGUAAACCGCAGCAUAUUCGCUGGCUAAUAAAAACAGCUAAGUCCAGCUGGUCUAGUUUGAAGAAAAUAACAUGGUUUAGUGCGGAAGAACGUACUGACAUCAGCCACAAAAGCCACCCAACUGCUCUAGAGACAUAUACUACACACAGAUCACAUCUUUUGUGCAAAGUUGUUUUUAGGAGCGACUCUGAUGUAGCUAAACUUCAUUUUACUAGUUUCGAUACUAACCCAGGCUGUACUAAUUUUUCUUUGUCUGGUAAAGUUACCAUUACUUCUCAACCUUUCCUAAUGGUGCACAAACGUUCCUCUCAGCUGUGCUGUGAUGCUGCUGCAAAUGAAGUCCUUUUUUGUUUUUUCAAUUCUCGCGAUUAUGUUUGCGUCAUAUUACAGAACCGAAUUAGCUUGGAUAAGGCUAUUUCUAUCUAUUCAAUUUCGAAUCGGCGCACUCCUUCCGUACAUGCUCUUCCAACUAGCGUGCAAUGCAUUCAGCAUGCUGCUUAUAUGUCUGAUGAGCUACAUCUUAUAGCCAUGGUUUCUAGUUCGGUAGAAAAAACCGUAACACCAAGUUUUGCUUCGAUUCAAGUAUUGUCUAACGAAAAGGGCAGUGGAGACUAUUUUUCAUUUCCCGUAACUCGAAUGUCAAAGUCCAAAGAACAGUUGAAGAUAAAAAGAAUACAGUUUAUUCCACGUUUGAGACUUCUAAGCAUUUUAUACGAAGACUCGUUGGUUCAUAUUUGGAAAGUUGAUUCUCCAGAGUUGCGCUUCAGAGUUACUUUCCCACAAACUUUCGACUGUUUAUCUUAUUCUCCAGAUGGCUGCUAUUUCUUACUUGCCCAAACCAUCGAUAGCAAGCAACUUAACAUUUCUGCCUACCGGAUGUGUACAGUCCCAGGAGACAGACAAGUAGACGAGACUUGUCGUCUGUCAUCGAUUAAUGUGUGCGCAAGUUUGGAUUGCUUACUAUCAGAUUGCUACUUUCUUGCUACAGCCGUUACCAAAGAUGAAAUUAGAAUAUCGUUUGUGGGCCCCAAAACUACUGUUUUUCAGCAUUGUAAUUUUCCACUGGACCAAAGGAAGAUUGAUACCAAAUUGGUCACUGGCGAUGAACGCAAAAUUAGCAAAACGCCUCUUGAGGCAUUUCAGACUGCUCUCCGAGACUGUUUCCGUGUAUUUCCCACUACGACUCCAUGUGACUCAAAAGAUUUAACAUUUUCUGAAAAAUUGGUAGUAGUACGACAAGACAAUGAAGAUUUGUCAGAUCUCUCAGUUCUCUUGAGAAAAUGGCUUGGAUCACAAAUCGUUUCCGCUGUCAAAGAGCAAGGAAAAAGUGUAAGGAAAUUAAAAUUUGUAAAGAAUGUUUUUGUGAAGUCGAUGAAAAAUUUGAAUACCCAAGAAUAUUCGAGGAAGUCUAUUUUCGGAACUUUGAUAAUCGAACUUAUUUGUUUGCUACCUGUGCAGAUAGUUCGAGCAAAUGAAAGUCACGUUUUGCCAAUUAACAGCGGGUUAAAGGUCAUGACUUUAGAAAGGUUGUCACGUGUUUUGAAUCGAUCAAACCUCUGUGAUGGUAUGGAUUUUGGUCCAAUCGAGUCAGUGAUAGAGCACUAUGGAGGUCGUGUCAAGGUGAUUUCUAACAUCGGUCGUUCUUCGACAGGAAAGAGUUAUCUUGGAAAUCAUCUCUUCGGAUCACUCUUUGAGGUAGCGGCUACCAAAUGUACCAACGGUGUUUGGAUGUCUUGUCAUUGUAUGUCGACAUGUCGGUGUAACAACUGUAUGGAAAUUUCAGAAGAUUGUCGCCGUCCCACGCUUUUAGUUGCGUUUGAUGUAGAAGGGUUUGACUCGAUAGAUCGCGUGCUUAGGGGCGACACUCUGUUGUCUCAGUUAAUCUUUUCUCUUAGUUCAGUAAUCUUUCUAAAUAUGAGUGGAAAGGCAUUGGACAGAGGCAUUCAAAAAAUGUUGAAAAACUUUGCAUCUGGAGUCUCUGCGAUCUGUACAGCCUCUAUGGAUAGACCUGAAGGUCACCAGUUGUCAGAAAACACUAGUUUGAAAUAUGGAAAUUUCAUUUAUGGCGACAUUGCUCUAUUUGAAGGAACUUUUGUGCCUUUGUUAAAGGAUAUACAGGCAGAUGAGAUCGAUAGUUUGAGUUUUCAGAUUCACGAUGAAAUGAUUGAAACUAAAAACAGAACUCCCCAACUGAAAAUUCUGUUUAAGAAAACAGCAUCUGCAGUGUUACGGACUUUCCAAACCCAACAAUACUACAAAGAUGUUGAACAACUAUACUUGCAUGUUGUAGAGCCGUCUUUGUGUCUAUUUCAAAAUGGAGCAUGGUUUUUACGAAAAGUAAGAGCUGUGGUAAGGCAAUUGAUGACUAACGAGAAUAGGUCUCUUCAAGAUUACUUCGUUGACACAACAAAGCAGCACGUGACAGAGGCCAUUGAAGAUGCUUUGGUGAGAGGCAGAUUCUCUUCGUUUGCUGGUGAAAUCGAAAUAUCUGACGAUAGUCGAAUUAGCACGAAGCCGUUUGUUGUAGAUGUUACUCUUAGAAAACCAACCUCAAUCGGCAAGAAAUACUUUUUGGUUGGUUAUUGGAAGGGUCAGGCUGUGUUUGCUUGUAAAGGCUUUUGCAACUUUGUAACAAGACUGUGUCUCGACAGCGAAAAAGGCGAACUUUCUGUUGAAAGAGAUGCGUCGAAUGUGCCUUUGUCACAUGUUGUAGUAUCUUCAACAGGAGAAAUUGAUCCAAAAUUUGCCUCUGCAAACGAAUUCAAUUUGAUAGAACGUGAUGACUUUUUUGUAUUAGAAGACACUUAUGAUGGAGCACAAAAAUUCUUGCUGCAAGUGCUUGACAUGUUUCGAAAGGGAAGCGAGAGAACUGAAAGCAAUGAGAAGAAUGAGUGGCAGCCGAACUUUGUUGACUUUAUCUUAGAGAUUGUAGAAAGGCGCUGUAAUAGAGUGAAGUUGUGGCUUGAAGUAUUGGCUAAGGAAGUACAUGUUGAGAAAGAAGCGUUUACUAGAAUUAUGCCGCCUGCGGUCCACCAUCGCUAUAAGAAUUUUUCUGAGUGGUUUCGCAUUUGUGGUGCAGCGUGUGGUGUACAAAAUUGUCGUUUUACUUGCUUACUGCCUUGCACACAUGCUGUUGGAGAAAGGAACCGCCAUAACUGCUUAAACAAGGUACAUUUGUGCCAAAAGGAUUGUGUUUAUGGUUGUAAAGGGGAAGACGGUGAAAAGGCAAGGUGCACAAAAGGGGCUGGUCAUCACGCUAUUUCCGGAGAUGUUGAACACAAAUGCAGUUCGGAAAAUCAUCAAUGCUUGCAAAAAUGUCGUUUACUAAAAAAUGGUUGUAAAGAGAGAUGCAACAAGUCAGCAAAGCACGAUGGAGUUCACGACUGUGGAAAUCGGCAUAAUUGCCCGAACAAGUGCAAUGUACUAUUUUGUCCCGCCGAAUGUAAGUUUGGAAUUGACUGCCAGCACAGCUUGUGCCUUUGCAGCGAGCCUCGUUGCAAUUAUCUGUGUGAAUUGCCUGGUUGCUUGAAUUUUUGUGUGCAAGUUCAUGGACAUGUGUCAGACAAUUCUAGGCCACAUCUUUGCGGACAUACUCACGAAUGUCCUGCUCUUUGUCAACAUGUAGGUGUCUGCGAACGGAUGAACCGAUCUGACGAAACUCUGAUAUUGUUUACUCAUGUUAGCUCUGAAUCACAGGAAAUCGUUGAGGCUUCUAAAGAGUAUUGUAUACAGACUUCUAAAGUAGCCAAGUGCAGUAACGUCAUAACCGUUUCAAGUUUCAGUCAUGAAAAACAGCACAGUUGUAGAGGAGACCAUACUUGUCAAGCAAAAUGUCCCCUGUGUCGUAAACUUUGCACUAAAUCUGUGAACGAAACGGGUAGCCAUAGGGGAAGACAUGGUAUUCAAAAUGGACAUGGCUUAAUGUUGCAUUCGUAUCUGGCUGGAAAUAGUAAUCAAAACCCAAUAAAAAGUAGCGAUAACGGAACCAAAUACGCUAUAUCCGAUUUCUUGUAUAAGGAAACUUGUGCUGAAGUUUGUUUGAUAGACGCUUUCGGAGGAAGGGGACAUUCUCAUGUUUGUAACAUAGAUGACGAUCCAAAUUUGAAUUCUUUGCAAUAUCGCCCUUUGGAAACAGAAUUGAUUCCUGACGAUGGUUACCAAAAAGGUUUAUGUUCUCACGAAGACUUUUGGAUACGUAUGGAAUUUGACGAUCCUUGCCGCAACGAAGAGUUCAAUAUGUGUCGCGCUCGUUGCGGAAUUUGUGAAAGUAGUUACUGCACAAGAAAGCUUGGACACAUUGACGAAAAUGAGCAUAACCAAUCAAGCGCUUGUCUAAACGAGCGUUGCUUUGUGUCUUCUGAUGGGCAUCAUUUUGAAUGCAAUCAUACUCCCAAUUUUCAUAUAGUAUUUGUUUUUGAUACUUCGGCAUCAAUGACGACAUCGGACUUUCAGCCUCCUUCUGAUAUUCGUGUCCAUGAAACCUGCCAAAACCGAUUUGGAGCAGUGCUGUGGUGUGCAUUAGAGAUGCUUCGGUCUCAUCAAUGGAUAGCAAACAGAUGUCAAGUGACCAUGGUAACGUUUUCAUCCGAAGGACUUGCAAUAUUUAAGCGAAAAUCACUAUAUGAAGCAGAUAAAACGUUUUCUGACAUUUUGCAGAAUGGAACUAAUAUACCAUCUUCCCAAUCUUUCCUAUCGAGCUUAAUGAUAGCUAAUGCAGACUCUGUUAGCAAUGACAAAGAUAUUACAUUAGAAGGAAAUACGUCGUUUGCAGAGGGUCUGAAAGAGGCCAAAUCUGCUAUUGAAGAAAACUUGAAAUCGGACGAAACUCCAGUUAUUGCGUUUUUCUCUGAUGGUCACAACAAUGCAUCCGAUAACAGUGAUAUCGAAACGCAAAUAAGGAAAAUAGGAAAUUUAAAUUGCAAACCUCCUAGAAUGUAUUUGGUUUACAGCGAAACAAAAGCUGUUGAUUUAUUGCUUAAGAUGAAAAAUUGGCUUGAAGAGGAAUUCGUUGGACAGAGGUCUUCUUGCAAAGUAGAAUGUUGUCCGUGCGGACGGACAUGGAAUGGAUUGAGAGAUCAGUUUAUGAAAAUAGCACAAGACUGCGCACAAAGCCAGUUUGUUGUUCCACUAAUUGAUGGCUACAAUCAGCAAGUCGAAUGGCUUUGUAUUCAGGAGCAAUCUGAUACAGAUAGGUUACAGUCACGGCCAGCUCGAUUGGUUUUGUCAAGUUCUGUCUACUUCAAACUUCUUGUCUUUUUGCGACCAAUCUGGUCUAGAUACGCAAAACAAACUUCGCACAAAGAUCAUGGCCGGGAACGACAAGAUACCUCUGUUUUACUUUACGGGAGUUCUCAUGAUUGCCUGAAUGAGAUUAUGAAAGACUUGGCAUCGUCUCAUGGUUUCUAUGUUGAUAAAACAGACUUGAAUGGCCUUUCUGGAGCAGAACAACGUGAUGAAAUUAGAAACGCUUUUAAAAGAGGUAGGUCAGCAGCUUCUGGUUCUAGCGUUUUACUUCUGUUUAGCCAAUUGGAUUUAGCUUUUUACAAUUGGGACGGUUAUAAUGCUGACAAUGGAGAACCAGAAUUUCUGCUUCAAUUGGCUCUCCUCAAACUGCAACCUCCUAGAAACGUAGAUUUGUGCGUUUGUUGCACAUCUUCAAACCCGUGGGUUAUUAGUAAUCCAGUUUUGAGCAGCUUUAGUUUGCUUGUGGAAAUUUCUCAUCCUACAGGAAAAGAAAUCGGCAAAAUCGUCAAUUGCUGCUUUUCCUCUGGUAUUCAGGAAACACGAAAUCGCAUUCAGCACAAACUUAUGGGCUCUAGUUUAACUAGCGUUUACAAGUGUUUGAAAGAAAUCGGCGGCAAUGUCGACGUUUUGUUGCAGGAUGACUUCAUUUUGGAAAGAGCUGAAGAAAACCGUCGUACAGAUUUUGUUCCUGAGCAUCUUUGCAAUCGGAUUAAAACUAAACAACAGGCACUUCGGUAUUUCGAUGGUAAACGGAGACUUUUAGAAAUGAGCCGUUAUCCCCAACAUUGCGGUAUAUUAGUCGAGUCCGAUAUAUUUCGCUAUUACUCUGCUAAACUGCCCCGCGAACAGAUUUUGUCGACUCUCAUUGGAGACCACCAGUACAAAAGCAUAGAAGUGCACUGUAGGCAAAAUGGAUCUCCUGGGAAUGUGAGUUGUGUUGUCAUUGUUGGUCCUAACGAUGCUCUGAGUCAUUGGAUCUCUUCCUUUAUUGCUCACAAAGUAGCAGGAUGGUACACUUGGAUUGCAGCAAAUACUUUGAAAUUUUGCUCUUUGCAGCAAAUCUUUUUUCAAUCGCUGCUUGAUACCACAAACAAUUCUGUAGUUAUCUACGCUGAGAGUCUGGAUACGGCAUCCAAAAGUAACUUAGAAUUUUUGCAUCGCCUAAUAGAUAACUUGUUGAAGCGUAAGAAACGCUUACAAAUGGUUGUCAGUGUCAGUAAGAAUAUGGAAAACGAAGCAAGAAAGAUAAUAAAAAAUUCUGGAUGGUCGCUUGAUGCCACUAUCAGACAUGAUCUAUUCGUUCCAUUGAACGCGGAACGUACUCGUCAGUGCUUGAAUCUACUUCUUGAUAUUAACUAUUCUAAUUGGAGCAGCAUGAGUGAUCAACACCUUUCUUGGAUAGCUUCGAUGACUAAAGAAAAAAGCUUUGAAGAAGUGUUUAAUAUACUUAAUAUGGCUUUUGAUCGUACACUGGUAGACUAUGUUGACUGUACGCAUGUGCAAGCGGUUGCUGUUACUUAUAACGAACCAAAACCACCGAUGAACGGUCAUUAUUUUAUUGCAUCGACCUCUAAAGCAAUUUGUGCCGUCCCUCUGACAGAAAACAUCAGCAGACAAGCUGAAUUCAAAUUGACUCCUAGACGUCUAGCCGUGGAAGAUGUUGCGUUGGUCUUAAAACUUCCAUAUCGAUUUACUCAUGAGAAGCUAGCGAAAACUGAAAGAAGCUGCGUAGAGGAAAUUGAGAAGAGAAUUAUUAAGAUCUCGUGUGACCAUGCAGUUGUGUUUGCGGAAAGGCAUGUGGGAUCGGCAGAAAAUGAAAGUACCAAUAAGUAUUGUAAAUCUAUGGCUGAAGAGUUUGUAGUUGCAGAUAGUGACAGUGAAGCUGCAAGCAUGGAAAUUUCAGAUAUGGACAAUUGUAAUCCUACUGUAGCCGACCAAACUGCCGUUAGGGACGAGCACCCAUCAGGUCUGCAGGAACUUAGUGAGUUACAUGACGUGGUCAGUGAAGCUUCAGAAGAGGACAGUGCGGACACAGAUAAUUUGGCAGCAGGUUUUUCUGAGAUGACGGCAUUUUUUUGUUCUCCUGGUAAGGCGGAUCCUCCUUGCACUUUAGCAAAUGGAGAAUACAAACUGAGCCCUGUGUUUUACUUUGGGAAAUUUCGCAAAUCUGACCGGUUUGAAAGACUUCGAGUAUCCGUCACUUUGCCAGAUGGAUUUUCACGAGUACACUCUAACGUUUGUUUGUGGCACAGUUCAACUAACGAAUACCAGUUGCCCAAUUGGAAGAAGGUCAUCUGUCGCUGGACAUCUGCAGAAAAGCGCAACAUAUCAUUUAAGACAAAGGACCUUUUUGGGUUAUGGGCGUUGACAAAGUGCCAGUCUGGACUUUGUAACACCAUUUCUGGUGAUUUCGUGGCUUGUUUGUAUGCCGCAGAGUGUCCGAAGGAAGGAACCGGAUGGAAGUUUAGAGUAUAUGUACUACCAAACGAAAAACUACAGAUUUUAGACAACUUGGAAAAAAGUCGAAUUCGCGUUGGGUACCGAGUCGACGGUCCGCGCGAGGCAAAAACUAAUUCUCAACAGUUGAGUGUUGCAUGCAAUGUCGGCAGCGGAUGGCGUCUUGCAAACGACAUGAAGGACACCGUACCAGAGCACAGCGGAAGACCUCGUAGUUGUCCUAAGCCACUCGAGUACACAAUUGAUCGCGUACCAAACACUGCUGAAGAAACGUUUUCCGUUUCGUUUAAAUUAUUGGGAACCAGUUUGUAUGUACAGCAUAGUUUUCCAAAAAAGGGAUCAUCUUGUGGGAUGGUGGAUGAUUUAGAAACAGACCUAUUCUCAGAAGCGAUCAUAUCAACAACGACAACAUCGUCCAAGGAAGAAAAUGUCGCUGCCAAAAUGGAGUUAAAAGACCUUUUAUCUUUAGCAAAUGUUUUGGGUUUUAACGAGAAAGAAAUUGCUACCAUUUCUGAGAAAGCCAGUGAAACAACUGAUAGCGUGAAGGCGUGGGCGUGCGAGCUCAUCAUACGAUGGAAAGAUGCCGCUAGGAGAAGGGGUAUCACAGAAGAUUCUCGCAAGCAGCACCUCGCAAGUGCCUUACUGUCCGAUGAAGUUUCGAGAGAAGACCUUGCAGACAUGUUGCUUCAAACAGAAACUGCUCAAUCUCAGUAACUUGCGUAAUUAAUUGUGAGCAUGAUAUACGUAUGUGAUGUUGCGCUUUUACUUAUGUUAGGGUUAAUUAAUUGCAAUUGGUAAGCUGCAUAAUGCAUUGGUCAAGAUGUAGCUAUUAGGGAACUUUGUGUAGACGAGAAAUUUGAAAUGGGAAGUAUCGUAGCACUAGUAUUAUCCUAUAUGACUUUUAUGCGAUUUGUUUGCUGACAUUAGCAGUAUGUAGCUAGUGGACAUGGCAGUGCAUACGGCUGCCUGUUUAAUAUUAGUCGUAUGUUUUAAUUUAUAGAGUGUUCAAAACAAGUUAGUCUUGUCAA
Molecule: messenger RNA, 10358 nt
Organism: Corticium candelabrum
Lineage: Eukaryota; Metazoa; Porifera; Homoscleromorpha; Homosclerophorida; Plakinidae
Exons: 10
Coding region: 289-10044 (3251 amino acids)
Molecular function (GO): protein binding
Source: RefSeq, a predicted model, not a curated record